Lotus japonicus is the source of this 1577-nucleotide messenger RNA. Its product is annotated as serine decarboxylase 1-like. Lineage: Eukaryota; Viridiplantae; Streptophyta; Magnoliopsida; Fabales; Fabaceae. The transcript has 6 exons. Bases 115 to 1485 code for a protein of 456 amino acids. Gene Ontology annotation, molecular function: carbon-carbon lyase activity; pyridoxal phosphate binding. Gene Ontology annotation, biological process: carboxylic acid metabolic process. The record is from RefSeq and is a predicted model, not a curated record.
ACACACCACCAUAAACAGAAAAUACAGAGUGAAGUUCACAGCUAGCUAGAGAGAAAGCAAUUAAAACAGAGAGAGAUUCAGAAAGGAGAAUCAGAUAUAUAUUCGGAGGCAGCCAUGAAGGACAUGAUUCUUGAAUCCCUUUUACAAGCAGCAUUCAAAGAGUAUUUACAUAAGGAGGUUCCAAAAAUCAAAAUGUCCACCCGAGAAGAAGAGAAGAAUGGGGAAAUCCUAGAAGGACAUAUGGACCUCGACAUCACGAAGUGCUUCGGAGAAACACGAGCCAAUUUAUCUAAAACGAUUGCCAAUUAUGUGGUGAAGCUAGAUCAAAACAAAUCACGUUGUUUAGGAUUCCCUGUUAACCAGGAAUUUGACUAUGAUGCAUUGACACCGUUGUUGCAUUAUCACUUAAAUAAUGCUGGUGAUCCAUUUCUUGGGAGCGGCUAUGGUCAAAAUUCAGCAGAAUUUGAAGUUAGUGUGCUUGACUGGUUUGCCAAACUAUGGCAAAUGGAGAAGGGUGAAUAUUGGGGAUAUGUUACAACAGGUGGAACCGAAGGAAACUUACAUGGAAUUUUAAUGGGGAGGGAAAAAUUUCAAGAUGGGAUUCUAUAUACCUCAGAGAACUCGCAUUAUUCAUUAUUCAAAAUUGCAAUGAUGUACAGAAUGCAAUGUGUAAAGGUCAACACAUUGACCUCUGGCGAGAUUGAUUGUGCUGAUUUAAAGGCUCUACUUCUAUCUCACAAGGACAAACCAGUCAUCAUCAACCUAAACAUAGGAACAACCAUGAAAGGAGCUAUUGAUGACAUUGAUCUCGUAGUCCAAACACUUGAGGACUGUGGCUACCCUCGUGAUCGAUUCUAUAUCCAUUGUGAUGGAGCUCUUUCUGGAAUAAUGUUACCAUUUCUUAAACAAGCUCCAAGGGUUAACUUCAAGAAGCCCAUUGGAAGUAUAUCUAUUUCUGGCCAUAAGUUCUUAGGAUGUCCAAUUCCUUGUGGUGUUAUAUUAACAUGUUCAGAACAUGUCAAUGCUCUUUCUAGAGACGUUGAAUACAUUGAAUCAAGGGAUGUCACAAUCACAGGUAGUCGAUGUGGGCUUGCAGCAAUCUACCUCUGGUAUGCUCUCCAAGAAAGAGGUUUAAUCGGACUUAAGAGAGAAGCACAAAUGUGCAUCACAAGUGCACAGUACUUACUGGAUAAACUACAUGAUAAUGGUAUUGGUGCAAUGCGAAAUGAGUUUAGUAAUACAGUUUUAUUUGAAAGACCUCCAGAUGAUGACUUUGUGCGAAAGUGGAAUUUGUCUUGUGAAGGAAAUAUUGCACAUGUGGUUGUGAUGCAACAUGUCAAAAUUGAAAUGCUAGACUCAUUUGUAAGUGAACUUGUUAACAAACGGAAAGUUUGGUUUCAAGGCGGACAGAAAAAGUCUCCUUGCAUCGCGAACAAUGUUGGUGGGAAAAAUUGUGCUUGUGCACUGCAUAAUUAUUCAUUUUGACAGGGAAUGCCUUGGAUAUUACAAAUGUAAUUGACAAGAUGGAUGUACUCAUGAAUUGUUAUACUUCCUUUUAUAAAUAUUCUUAGAUAUAA